Messenger RNA from Salmo salar (Atlantic salmon), 3076 nucleotides. Its product is annotated as transmembrane protein 51. The record is from RefSeq and is a predicted model, not a curated record. NCBI's taxonomy places the organism in Eukaryota, Metazoa, Chordata, Actinopteri, Salmoniformes, Salmonidae.
AGGAGCAAAGAGUUAACGCUUUACAACAGGGGGGAAGUUUUCACUCUGGGUGGAAUUUGGACAAAGUUCCUGUCUAACAUAUUCCCUGAAUUCUAUAUACUACCAUCGGGGGAAAUAUACACGUUAAUACAUAUUUCAGAUUGUGUAAAUAGCAGGAUUACAUUCUGGAUAUUGGGGUAACAAUAUCAUAAUUUUGAAGACACCUGCGAUACAUCAGGUAUUCGAUUGGGAGGGAAGUGAUUGGGCGUUCACCGCUGGAAAGACUAAGUAUGUCAGAGUUGAGAAUCCUGACUCGCAUGGAUAUGUGGUGCCGAACUGGACCAGAACAUCUACUGCUGUCUCAGUCAGGCAGGAGACAACUUCCUGCUGUCAAUGAGCAACCCAGAACUGAGUUAGGUCUACGGUUCAUCCCUUGAGUCUCCUCUCCCCAGUCUGCUGUAUCUGAUUGUGUGACACUUCUGGUGGGUCCAGGUGGGGGGGUGAUGUGUUCCAGUAGCGGUCCAGACAGCUCCAGCUACGGGGGUAGCCGGUCCGGCUCCUCGUAUGCUCUGUGUGCCUUGGGGGUGGGGCUCAUAGCCCUGGGCGUCGUCAUGAUCAUGUGGACUGUGGUGCCCGGGGAUGCUCCCAAAACAACCAAGGCUCCGGGCAACUUCAGUGUUAUUGUACCAGUGGACCAUGCUGGGGAUGGAGAGAAAGACAGGGAAACAGCGAAGACCUCAUCAAUAGCCUAUGUGCUGGUGGGGGCGGGGGUGGCCAUGCUGCUGCUGUCCAUCUACCUGGGGGUAAGGAACAAGAGGAGGGGGAGCCAAAGAGGACAGGAGACACAGGUCCCCUUUGUGGACCAUGUGGCUGGGGAUGCAAGAGAGAUUGCAGGGGAGCCAGCACCAGCCUACGACGUGCCCAGCUAUGAGGAGGCGGUCACCAGUGGCCAGUACCCCAUACGCCAGAGCAACUUACGCCACAGCACCUCCCAGCUGCCUUCAUACGAAGACCUCAUCAGUGCUGUGGAAAACGAGGGGGAGGGACCAAGAGCAGUCACUUCAGAGGAGGUUCCUCCCACCACUCCGGCCCUGGAUCCCCAGCCCACCCCUGCCGCUGCAGCCAACCCCCCCACCCGCAGCAGCAGUCGGGCUAGCCGGAUACUACGGCCGCUCAGGGUACGCAGAAUCAAGUCAGAGAAACUCCAUCUGAAGGACUUCCGUUUUAAAGUCCGCAACCCUACUGAUGUGAAGGUGACCAUUGAACCCAUUACGCCACCACCACAGUAUGACGAUAAGAUGCCUGAGUUCUGACAGCGCCCUUGGGCUUGGGAGGACUACAAGCAUUGUUUUUCAAUGUUGAGUAAAACAACACUAUUGCUGGAUCAGAUGGACUUAUAAUAAUACCAUUUCUGGAAAGCAGAACCGUUAUAACAGAUGCUUUGUGAAUAUAGGCCCUGAACUCGCAUACCAUCUCAGAGUAGGAGUGUUGAUCUAGGAUCUGUCCAUGCAAUCUUAUUCAUUAUGAACUGAAAGGCAAAACUGAUCCUAGUUCAGAUCUCCUACACUGAGACAUUUUGUGGAUACACGGGCCUUGAGUCCAGAGGCCUGGCUGGGAGUCUUCUUCCUUCACACUGAGACCAAGACACUGUUGCUUUGAAUCAAGAUGUUUCUCUGCUCUAUCUUGACUUGUUUAUUGAAAUCUGCUUAAUGGCCUAUUUAUUCCAGGGCUUCUUUAUGUGCACUAUGCUAUCUGUUUAGAACACUGUGGCUGUGUUUUGAAGAUAAUUAGCUAUCAUAUUCUUAUCUUGUGCACGAAUACGUCUUGACAUCCAGAAAAUGUCCUUAACCUUUUCAGAUGGAAUGCAUAAAAUGGUGUCAUAACAGUGCCUUGGUAAUUGUAUUGUAUCAGCAGAUGUGCCUAUUAGGAAACAAUCCAUGUCAUCAGUUUGUCCCACACUGUGAUUGCUCAAGGACUACUGGAAACAAAUGCCCUAUGAAAAUGGUCAUUUCAUGUCAGUUUAUACAAAGAAUGGCACAACUUUUGAGAAUGUGUUUUAUAGUACUACUAUGUAGAGGACAUGCUGAAGCCAAGGAAUAAUGAAAUACCUUUAUGUUGACUGUCCUCUGUGUUGACGUUUGGGGAGUAUUGAAUGUGAAUCAUGAAAAUGCCCACUUUCUAUAACUGCAGCAACAAUGAAAGGGAAUAAGUGUUGUCUCGUCAGCUUUACAUUGAAGGGAAUAGCAGGUAGAAUACCCUGAAGUCCAAAUAAACUGUAAGACUUUACCUCUGCUAAUUUAUCUAAUUAACUAUGCACAUUUUUACAGCGUUGCAGAUUGCUUCAAGGUUUCUUUACUUAUGUGGGCCGUGAAUGAAUGUACCUUUCUAGUACUGACCCAGUUCACCUAACUACAGCCAUGUUUGGGAAGAUCAUUGGAGAAGCAUAAUGUUCUUAGAAUUUAGCAGCAGUUAUUUAUUAAAGAUUUUUUGUCAUCUGACACUGUAGAAGAAAAAAAUGACCUAUUGGCUCCCGAGUGGCACUGCGGUCUAAGGCACUGCAGUGCUAGAGGUGUCACUACAGACCCUGGUUCGAUUCCAGGCUGUAUCUCAACCGGCCGUGAUUGGGAGUCUCAUAGGGCGGCUCACAAUGGGCCCAGCGUCGUCCAGGUUAGGGUUUGGCUGGGGUAGGCCGUCACUGUAAAUAAGAAUUUGUUCUUAACUGACUUUCCUAAUUUUAAAAAAUGAGGGGGGUGGGGGUGUACUGUAUAUGUAGGUGACCAAAUUCAAUAGAUAGCACAGGAUGAAUGACCUCGGGGUCUGUAUGAAUGACCUCGGGUCUGUAUGAAUGACCUCGGGUCUGUAGAAUUGGUUUGCGUGUAUGCGCUUGUUUCUGUAUUGACACAAAUUUAAAUAAGUAAUGAAAUGUAUUGGGGUAAUUGUCUGUUUUUAAAAAGGUUAAAUAUCAAUGUAUUUAUUUUAACAUGUGCAAAUCAUUAUUUUGGGAUUCAUGAGAAAUAAAAUGGACUGAGUUGUUUGUGUUGUAUGGAUCAAAGAUGCAUCACAAUCUCACACUGAACAUUAAAUAUUUCAAGCUUGA